CCCCUUGAGAAAAACUACAAUCAGAAAUCCACCUCUGAUUGAUGUUUGUGUGUGUGUGUGUGUGUGUGUGCAUGUAUGUGACUGGAAUCCCCUGCUGCUGCAGGGAAAGAGAGAUAUAAGGAGGCGACCAGCAACAAUCUGUUCGAAAGAGAGGAAAAGGAAGAAGAUCCAGAACUACUAUUCUACUGGCAUUUUUUAAAUUUAAAAGUCCCCUUCUGAGCUUCUGGACACAAGAUUGGGGGAGAGACAGGGAAGGGACAUUGUAAACCAAAACAGUCCAUUAUUUUGUUUUUCCUUCCCCCUCCCCUCAGGAUUAUAAACCUGACUGAUGGGAAUUUGCUCUGGGGAUUAUUAAUUUGUCCGUGCGUCAGUUGUUGUGAGGAGAAGUGUUGAGAAGAAGCUUUUCUCUCUCUCUCUCUCUCUCUGAGAAAGCUGUCGGUUGCCAUGGUGUCUCCGGGCCUGGCGGAGGGCCUGCUCCUCCUCCGCCGCCGCGGCCUUUCCCUCUCCCCCCGCUGCUAAAGCCAUGGCCCGGGGAAACGCCUCCUUCUCCUUCUCCUCCUCCUCCUCUUCUUCUUCCUUCACCGCCACCUCCAGCCGCCGGCACUCCGCGGCCCUGCUGAAGAUGGAUCCCGUCAUCAUCCCCAUCGACGCCGAGACCAUCUGCGACAGCAACGACCAGCGCAUGUGGUGGGCCUUCCUCGCCUCGUCCAUGGUCACCUUCUUCGGCGGCCUCUUCAUCAUCCUCCUGUGGAGGACCGUCCAUUACCUGUGGGCUGUCUGCUGCCACUGCGGCCUCAAGAAUAAGGAUGCGCAAAAAAUCGGCAUCAGCGCAGGUAACCAGUCAGAUGAUACUCUCCAAGACCUGGAUGAGAAGGAAGAAAUUCCACAAGGGGAAGUGGGCUGGAUGACUUCUGUAAAAGACUGGGCAGGUGUCAUGAUAUCUGCCCAAACUCUCACCGGCCGAGUUCUUGUGGUCUUGGUUUUUGCUCUCAGCAUUGGUGCUCUUGUAAUAUACUUCAUAGAUUCUUCAGACCCAAUAGAAUCCUGUCAGAAUUUCUAUGAAGAUUUCACGUUGCAGAUUGACAUGGCAUUCAAUGUAUUCUUCCUACUCUACUUUGGACUGCGGUUUAUUGCAGCAAAUGAUAAAUUAUGGUUCUGGUUGGAAGUGAAUUCUGUGGUAGAUUUCUUCACCGUCCCACCUGUCUUUGUGUCUGUUUAUUUGAGCAGAAGCUGGCUGGGCUUGCGAUUUUUAAGAGCCCUCAGGUUGAUACAGUUCUCAGAAAUUUUACAAUUUCUGAAUAUUCUAAAAACAAGCAAUUCCAUCAAGUUGGUGAAUCUAUUAUCCAUAUUUAUAAGCACAUGGCUAACGGGAGCUGGCUUCAUACAUUUGGUGGAAAACUCAGGGGAUCCUUGGGAAAACUUCCAAAAUUCCCAACCACUGACAUAUUGGGAAUGCGUCUACUUACUUAUGGUCACAAUGUCCACAGUUGGUUAUGGAGACGUUUAUGCAAGGACAACUCUUGGUCGUCUUUUUAUGGUCUUCUUCAUCCUUGGUGGCUUGGCCAUGUUUGCGAGCUACGUCCCUGAAAUCAUAGAAUUAAUAGGAAACCGCAAGAAAUAUGGUGGUACCUAUAGUGCGGUUAAUGGAAGAAAGCACAUAGUUGUGUGUGGACACAUCACACUGGAGAGUGUUUCCAAUUUUUUAAAGGACUUCUUGCACAAGGACAGGGAUGAUGUGAACGUUGAAAUAGUCUUUCUACACAAUAUUUCCCCUAACCUUGAGCUUGAAGCCCUUUUUAAAAGACAUUUUACUCAGGUGGAAUUCUUCCAAGGUUCUGUCCUGAACCCUCACGAUCUAGCCAGAGUCAAGAUAGAGUCAUCAGAUGCAUGUCUAAUUCUGGCAAACAAAUACUGCCCCGAUCCUGAUGCUGAAGAUGCCUCGAAUAUUAUGAGGGUAAUAUCUAUCAAAAAUUACAAUCCAAAGAUAAGAAUUAUAACACAGAUGUUACAGUAUCAUAACAAGGCCCAUCUGCUGAACAUACCCAGCUGGAAUUGGCGAGAAGGGGAUGAUGCAAUCUGCCUAGCUGAACUGAAGCUGGGUUUUAUAGCUCAAAGCUGCCUGGCUCCAGGCCUGUCUACAAUGCUGGCCAACCUCUUCUCCAUGAGGUCGUUCAUCAAGAUUGAGGAGGACACCUGGCAGAAAUACUAUCUCGAAGGGGUAGCAAAUGAGAUGUACACAGAAUAUUUGUCCAGUGCCUUCAUAGGCUUGUCAUUUCCUGCAGUCUGUGAGCUGUGUUUUGUGAAGCUUAAGCUGCUAUUGUUAGCCAUAGAAUACAAAUCGGACACAAGGGAAAGCAGCAGCAGGUAACAGAAAUUUGGUGUUUUCUGUUUUCACUGAGUAGCAUACUAAUCAAUCCUGGGAACCACAUCAAGAUCCAUGAAGGCACAUUGG
Molecule: messenger RNA, 2452 nt
Organism: Rhincodon typus (whale shark)
Lineage: Eukaryota; Metazoa; Chordata; Chondrichthyes; Orectolobiformes; Rhincodontidae
Product: calcium-activated potassium channel subunit alpha-1-like
Exons: 17
Coding region: 524-2368 (614 amino acids)
Biological process (GO): potassium ion transport; transmembrane transport
Cellular component (GO): postsynaptic membrane
Molecular function (GO): large conductance calcium-activated potassium channel activity
Source: RefSeq, a predicted model, not a curated record